AUGGUGGCUACAGCACUUUACGCGGCUCUAAAUGGACUGUCCAAGACGGACCCACAGCAGUGGCUGCAACGCCCCAAGAUAAGCAUGCCGUGGCAGAUCGCUCACUCAGCCCUCGGGGGUGACGGUUUCAGUCUCCAGCCUCAGCAGCACGGUGAUGUCCUCCGUGCCCGAAUCGGACGCCGAAGACACGCAGGCCGGCACUUCGGCGCGAACGGAAGAGAGGCGCUCUCGGAGCCGCACCAGGACUCCUUCGGGGAGCCCAAGGAGGAAGGCGGCAAGCCCCCGCAGAGCCAGUCCCGUCAAGCGACGGUCGGAACGGACUCGGAGCGGCGCCUCAGCCUCCGCAAGGAAGAAGGCGAGGUCUCCGAGUCGGGACCAGAGCCCGGCCAAGAGGUCUUCCCGGAGUCCGGUCAAGAGGUCUGCCCGGAAGUCGUCCGGCAGCAGCCCGACCAAGAAGGCCAAGAAGGCCGCCACCCCGCGGCGACAGUCCAGGUCUCGAUCGCGAACCGGCAAGAGGAGCGUCAGCCCGGCCCACCGGCAGCAGGGGUGCACUUCGCCCCACUCCAGCAGGCCGGGGCCGCGGGCUGCUGGCGGACCAGCCUGCGCGCCCUCUUCUGGAUGCUACUAACGCCUCUGCUCACCGUGCUCCUCUACCUGCUCUGCAACCAGCAACGCUGCACGAUCCUGCAAGCGCCCGCGUUGCCGAAAGGCCAGGGCCCCCUGCUGCGCUGGAAGCUGUUCGUCGCCUACGCUCUGUUCCUCCUGGGCCAGGCGACGCUGCAGGCGGUUCCACUGGGGCGCGUCGUGCACGGCUUCCCGUCCAAGCUGUUCGUGGGCCACGUGACCUACAAGCACCGCCUCAACGGCUGGGUGAACCUGGUGGGCACCGCCAUGGUGUUCGGAGUGCUCCUCUACUGGCGCUUCCCCAUGACGAUACCGUACCGGUACAGCCUGCACCUCCUCCUGACGGCGCUGGCCACGUCGGCGGUCCUCUCGGCGCUGCUCUACGUCAAGGGGCGGACGGCGCGGCGCGACCACCGUCACCCUGCCGGCAACACCGGGAACGUGCUCCACGACUUCGUGUUCGGCCGGGAGUUGUCCCCACGCAUCGGCGAGCUUUACGACCUGGCCACCCUCUCGUUCCGUUGCGGCCUCCUCGGAUGGGCGGUACUCCUGGGCUCCAUGGCCUGGCACGAGUAUAGGCAGCAUAACGGCAUCGACAGAGCCUUCGCGUUGAGCGCCGGCUGCCAGCUCCUGUACAUUUGCUUCGUAGUCCUACACGAGGAGUACUUCCUGUCCUCGGUGUUUGUGACCGAGGACGCCCUGGGCUACGUGGCGAUGACCAGCAACCUGGUGGCCAUGCCUUUCCUGGGCGCGCUGCCGGCCAAGUUCUUGCUCGAGCACCGCCAGGGCCUGGCCCCGCACCGCCUCGCCACCAUCUUGGCGCUCUUCGCGACUGGCCUCGCCAUUCUACACCUUUCUCAGAAGAGCAAGUACGCCUUUCGGCGGAACUGGCCGGACUCUGCUCCGAGGGGACAAGGGUUGGACUUCGUGGCGGACAGCGCGGGCAACCGGCUGCUCGUCUCCGGACUGUGGGGCCUCGUGCGCCACCCAAACUACUUGGGCGACCUAGUCUGCACCCUGGCCUUCGCCUUGCCGUGCGGCUUCGGCCACGUACUGCCGUACUACCACCUGCUGCUGUGCCUGCUGUUCCUGGCGGCCCGCGCGGCUGAAGUGGAGGCGAGGUGCCGGCAGCGCUACGGGGACAUCUGGCUGCGCUACGCCCACCGGGUCAAGUACCGCCUCCUGCCGGGCGUCUACUGAGGCCGUCGACCAAACAACAUUCGGGUUAACGUGCGUGAAAAAGAAAAAGGAGGAACAAAAACGCUUCUUUUGGAAUGUCUCAUUUAGUAUGCGAGCGGACGCCGAUUUCCUAUUAUGUAUUUCAUUGCGUGCACGUAAGGAAGAUUUUUCAUUUCAAAUAAACAAAAAUGUGGAAGGUAGGCCAGCCUUUCUUAGCUAACUAGGCACGGAGGCGAACUCGGAUAGGCCAAUCUCACUAACUGUUCCACGCAGGCGUGGCGCCACCGUAACUGUAGUGCACG
Molecule: messenger RNA, 2105 nt
Organism: Ixodes scapularis (black-legged tick)
Lineage: Eukaryota; Metazoa; Arthropoda; Arachnida; Ixodida; Ixodidae
Product: delta(14)-sterol reductase TM7SF2
Exons: 11
Coding region: 1-1824 (607 amino acids)
Biological process (GO): sterol biosynthetic process
Cellular component (GO): endoplasmic reticulum membrane
Molecular function (GO): oxidoreductase activity, acting on the CH-CH group of donors, NAD or NADP as acceptor
Source: RefSeq, a predicted model, not a curated record